This is a messenger RNA of Momordica charantia (bitter melon), 1958 nucleotides long. Its product is annotated as protein S-acyltransferase 8. Gene Ontology annotation, biological process: peptidyl-L-cysteine S-palmitoylation; protein targeting to membrane. NCBI's taxonomy places the organism in Eukaryota, Viridiplantae, Streptophyta, Magnoliopsida, Cucurbitales, Cucurbitaceae. Gene Ontology annotation, molecular function: protein-cysteine S-palmitoyltransferase activity. Gene Ontology annotation, cellular component: endoplasmic reticulum; Golgi apparatus. The record is from RefSeq and is a predicted model, not a curated record.
UUCCGAAUUCCAAAAUGCAAAACCGCCAUCUCACAUUCACAGAUCAAUCACCUACUCUCCUCUCUCUCUCUCUUCUGUCUCUCUCCCCCAAGUGAUUUCGUUUCACUUUAAAGACCAAAAACCCCAGUCCAACCCUGUAAUCAAUUCCUCUGGAUCACACCCAAUUGCAGAUUUUGUAUUUUUCAAUGUGAUUUUGGGGGGAUUCAAUGCCCCAUGAGACGAGCGCCCCGCCACUUUCAAAUCUUACUUUCCUUUUCCAUUCGUAACUGAAUUCGGGCAUCGUUCUCUCAUGGCGAAUCGCGUCUACCAAGUCUGGAAAGGAAGUAAUAAGUUUAUCCUUGGUGGGAGGCUAAUUUUUGGGCCUGAUGCUAGGUCACUGCUUAUCACACUACUGCUGAUUACAGUUCCAGUUAUCAUCUUUUGUGCAUUUGUUGCGAGACAUCUUCGACAUAAGUUUUCAUCAUAUAAUGCUGGAUAUGCAAUUCUCGUCGCAGCAGUUUUAUUUACCAUAUAUGUACUGGUACUUCUUUUCCUUACUUCAGCCCGGGACCCAGGAAUAAUUCCUCGCAGUUCACAUCCACCAGAGGAUGAAAUCCGUUUUGAAUCUUCGGUAUCAGUUGACAUUGGGGGAAGGCAAACUCCAAGUCUCCAGUUUCCUCGGACGAAAGAAGUUAUUGUAAAUGGGCUCCCAGUAAGAGUAAAGUAUUGUGACACGUGUAUGUUAUAUCGUCCUCCUCGUUGCUCCCAUUGCUCUAUUUGCAACAAUUGUGUGGAACACUUUGAUCAUCAUUGCCCAUGGGUGGGCCAAUGUAUUGGACUGCGGAACUACCGUUACUUCUUUAUGUUUGUUUCUUCGUCAACUCUUCUUUGCAUGUAUGUGUUUGCGAUGUCAGCAUUUUAUAUCAAGAUUCUGAUGGAUCAAUACGAGAGCACUGUUUGGAAGGCAAUGAAAGAAUCACCUGCAUCAGUUAUAUUAAUGGCCUACUGCUUCGUCGCUCUUUGGUUUGUUGGUGGGCUAACUGGCUUCCAUUUGUAUCUUAUUGGGACAAAUCAGACAACCUACGAGAAUUUCCGGUACAGAGCUGACAAUAGAAUCAAUGUCUUCAACCGGGGUUGUGGGAAUAAUUUUCUUGAAGUAUUUUGCACAGAAGUAAAACCAUCAAGAAACAAUUUUCGGGCAGUUGUUCAAGAGGAGGUGCCAAGGCCUCAAGUUCUUCCUCAGCUGCCCCGUGCUGCAGCAGAUGAUUUGGGUGCACAUCCACCGCGUUCGAAGGUUGAAGAUGAUCUUGAUAUUGGUGAAGACUUGUUGAAAAUCUCCCAGCGGCGUAACAUUGAUGAAAUUUCAGAGGACAUACGUGGCAGAGGGAGCAAUGGAGUGUCCCUUAACGCUCCAGAGACUGACCCUGCUUUGGAAUCUGAUCAUCAACCACCAACAAUUCGAUCAGAUAAUCGGCAUUCAAGUUGGGGAAGAAGAAGCAGCAGCUGGGAAAUUGCAACAGAGGCCUUUGCCAACUCGAACGUCACUGAAAGCCGAAGUUACGCAGCAUCAAAGGAAGCAUUACAGUGAUUACGUACUGACAUCGAAUCUUUGAGUUGAGGUGAUGGAUGUUUCGUUUAGCAGAAAGGAAGGCUCCUUUUUCUUGGGAUGCAAAGAUGGCAAAGCUGCAGGAACUAAUACAAAAUGUGAUGGGAAGGCAAAUUCAUCCCAUUAGGUACAAAAUUAUAUAAAUCUCUCUCCCUUUUUUUUUUUUUGUUUGUUUGUUUGUUUAUGCUGGAAAAUCCAUCUAAUUUCUGAGAAGGGUAGAAUUGGUAUCGGUUGUAAUUGUUUGGAAGGAGUAUUAGUGAUUUGGUUUGUCAAACUUUUUUAUUUUUUUUUAUUUUUAUUUUUUAUUGGUAGUUUAUAUCUUACAACAUUCCAUUCUGGCACUCUCAAUUCAAAUUCUUCAUUCCUCUGUUUC